GGGUAAGAGAUACAGAGAUACCUCACCUCAAUUUCUAACGCAUCUGAUUCGCAGCUGUGUUUCUUCAACACCACACCAAAACCCUUUCUUCUUCUUCUUCUCCAUUAAACUAUCUUUCUUUCUGAUUCUGAAUUUGAUCACUUCCAUCACAUGGGUAUCUCAUGGAGUAGCAGAAGAAGAAACAAUUUCAUUCAGAACCCACCUCCACCACCCUCAUACUAUUACCCUCCACAAUCUCAUCCUCCUCCUCCGCCACCCCCUCCGCCGCAAGGCUACUAUUUCCCUUCAACAACCCCUUACACCCCUCACUGCACUAAUUAUGUUUCUCCCCCUGCUUUGCCCCCUCCUCCACCACCACCACCACCUCAACCUCAGACCCAUUCCUUCUAUUACUCCAAUCCCAAUGAUUACACCAACUAUGCCAAUUCUACUGUGAAUCGUCUUCAUUACCACCCUUUCUAUGUGAAUCAGCCUCAUCCUUCUGGUUGGCCUGCGAUUCGUCCUUCUGCUUCUACCCCUCCUCCUUAUGUUGACCACCAAACUGCUAAGAAGAUCAGAAACUAUGUUAAUGUCCAUAAAGACACCUUGCGUCUUGAGCUUGAUGAUCACAACCCCGAUCAUCACCUCCUUUCUUUCGUUUUUGAUGCAAUCUAUGAUGGGAGCAUUACUAUCUUCUACUUUGCCAAGGAAGAAGAAAAAUGUAGGUUUGUUCCAUUAUUUCCUGAUGCAUUUGAGCCAAUCAGAAUCCCCUUUCAGAAAGGAGUUGGCCAGAAAUUUGCUCAGCCUGCAGGAACAGGGAUUGACCUAGGCUUCUUUGAGUUGGAUGAUCUUUCAAAGCCCUCACCUGGAGAGGAUGUCUUUCCUCUGGUAAUAUGUGCUGAAACAUGUCCCUCAGCAGAUGAAACUCCUGGUGAUUCCUUGCAAGAUGCAUCCCCUCACAUGCAAAUCACUCAGGGUGUCUUAGAGAAAAGUAACAGUGGUGGUCCUUUCCAGAUAAAAGUAGUUAGGCAGAUUUUGUGGAUUGAUGGUGUUCGUUAUGAGUUGAGAGAGUUAUAUGGAAUAGGAAGCUCAGCUGCAACAGAUUUUGAUGACAAUGAUCCUGGGAAGGAGUGUGUAAUAUGCAUGACUGAACCAAAGGAUACUGCAGUGUUACCUUGUCGACAUAUGUGUAUGUGCAGUGAGUGUGCAAAAGCUCUGCGACUUCAAUCCAAUAAAUGUCCUAUAUGCCGUCAGUCUAUUGAGGAACUCAUAGAGAUCAAGGUGAACAAUGCCAAUCAAUGAGACUUUCUCUCCUUAAGCUAAGUUGAAUUAAAUGGCACCAAAUAAAUUCCUCUUAAGAAAAUCCACCCCCUUUUUACAUGUCUGCUGUCAGGUAAUAUAUAGCAAUUUUUUUUUUAUUUUCUUGUAAAUUGUAGUCAAUAAUUUGUUUAUAAUUUUUGUGUGAUGUGUUCGACGGAAAAACUAGAUCAUAUCCGCAUUUCAUGUGAUUGAAUGUUAGCUCCCAUGUCAUCUAUAUUGUACAGGUGAUCAUUUUUCCCUAGUUCUUUUUUUUUUUUUUUGUCUUAAUGGUGUUUGAUAGAUCUUUUACCAGUGUUUGCUGAACAAGGGAGAAAUGAAAUAACACCUGGCUUGGUCCCCAGAAUUACGAUUGAAAGUUAUGACCUUUUCAAUCAUGUGUUUGGUCAAAUUUGAAACUGAUUCCAUGUGUUGGACUUUCUGAUUAAUGUGAUAUAUUGAGUAUAAAGAGGACAAGAUCCAAGG
Molecule: messenger RNA, 1761 nt
Organism: Abrus precatorius (Indian licorice)
Lineage: Eukaryota; Viridiplantae; Streptophyta; Magnoliopsida; Fabales; Fabaceae
Product: probable E3 ubiquitin-protein ligase LUL4
Exons: 3
Coding region: 151-1281 (376 amino acids)
Biological process (GO): protein ubiquitination
Molecular function (GO): ubiquitin protein ligase activity
Source: RefSeq, a predicted model, not a curated record